CAGCUGGGGAAGGGGUGGAGCCACCUGUUCACCACUCAGGCUCCAGAACCUGACCCUGAAGGAUCCGGCUGCUUAAGCAUAACUGGGGCCGAAGUCCCUAUGGCCUUCCUACUGGAGGCUAGAAUUCCGAUGGACAAUUUGGACUUGGUUUAUUCUGCAAUACGGUGGAUACAGUUUGUUAUGGCUACUCUGAGUGUUAUAGGUUCAAGUUCACUUAUUGCCUAUGCUGUAUUCCAGAACAUACAGAAAUCUCCAGAGAUAAGGUCACUCUUUUAUCUGAGCUUCUCUGACCUCCUCCUGGGGAUAUGCUGGCUCAUUGAAGCACUUCUCUAUGGAACUUCAGCAGCUGAUAAGGACAUUGUCUGCUAUAACCUGCAAGCGGUGGGACAGAUAUUCUACAUUUCCUCAUUUCUCUACACCGUCAAUUACAUCUGGUGUCUGUACAAAGAGCUAAGGAUGAAACACACCCAGAGUGGACAGAGCACAGUUUCCCUGGUUAUAGAUAAUACUUGUCGAGUUGGUCAGAUAGCCAUCAUUUUGUCAAGCCUGAUACCUCUACUGUUGAUGAUACCUAUAUUCUGUUUGGGCAAUGUCAGUGAAUGUUUUCGCAACUUUAGCCAGAGCCACAGGUGUAUCCUGAUGCACUCACCACCAUCAGCCAUGGCUGAACUCCUGCCUUCUGCCAACGCAUCAGUCUGUAGCACACUUUAUUUUUAUGGGCUCACCAUUUUCCUGGGCAGCUUUCUACUCAGCCUCUUCAUCAUUGUGGCCCUACUCAUCCAAGCCCAGACACUAUAUAAGAAGUUUGUAAAGUCAACUGGCUUUCUGGGAAGUGAACAGUGGGCAGUGAUUCACAUCGUGGAGCAGCGAGUGCGCUUCUACCCAGUGGCCUUCUUUUGCUGCUGGGGCCCAGCUGUCAUUCUAGUAAUCAUAAAGCUGAUCAAGCCACAGGACACCAAACUUCACAUGGCCCUCUACAUUCUCCAGGCUCUAACAGCAUCGUCCCAGGGUCUGCUCAACUGUGGCGUAUAUGGAUGGACGCAGUACAAGUUCUUUCAACUAAAGCAAGAGGCUCGGCGUGAUGCAGACACCCAGACACCAUUAUUAUGUUCACAGAAGAGAUUCUAUAGCAGGGGCCUAGAUCCACUGGAGUCUACCCCUGCUUUUGCUACCAACACCUCCACCGUCCUUUGAAACUAGGAGACCCCUGAGUACAGGAACUGGAGUUAUUCCACACUAAGGGAUUGGAAAGAGCGUUGGGGAACAUCUGAAGCCUUUUCUAACUUGUCUUAAACUAUGGAAGCAAAAGGGAAUAUAGUGCCGUGGUUAGCUGCCAUUCUAGGCAAAUUGGGCAGGAUCUCUACAUUAUUUUCAAAUUCACUAGUGAUUCUUAAAGCCUUUGUUCAGGAAGAUGAAGCCAUUUUCCAUCUAAGAGAUGGAUUUAUAUUACCUCGAUGAAUAUUAGAUUCAUCUAAGUCUUUUCUAGAAAAAAUCAAUUCCAGUUUAUUAUUUAAACAUGCCACUUCCAGACUAUCUACUCCAUGGUUGCAGGUGAAGUAUGGUGGCAUGCAACGAUUUUCUCAGAUCUCGUCAUUGCUAUACUGUCUCUGAGGUUGGACAAAGAAAGUUCUGGAUUUCUCUUCUUUGAAUUGGUUUGGAAACUCAGAAAAACAAGGACAACAACUGUCAAAAAAGUGACAGUGGAAUCCUCAGAUACACCACAUUCGGGUCUCAUAUAUUCAGUGCUGUUCUAGGUCUUGACAAUAGGGGCCACCCUACUCUAGAAAAUUAGGGCCAGUCUUUUGAAGGGGAUAACAAGAUAAAAGAGAAAUCAUGACUAAAGGAAAUUCUAGGAAUCAAGAACUCUAAACUGUCAUUUACAAGCAGAAGUCCUAAGUAGGUUUAAUAGUGUCUGGACAUUGAAUUAGGUUAAACCAUAUGAACUUGCCAUUUUUGUAGGUGAAAAUAGUAUAAUAUCAAUUUUACAUUGUUCAACCUAACAGUGCUAAAUAUGUUUAUAGAAUAAAUGAAUAAACAAAUGAAUGAAUGA
Messenger RNA from Phyllostomus discolor (pale spear-nosed bat), 2050 nucleotides. RefSeq names its product transmembrane protein 116 (gene TMEM116). The transcript has 11 exons. The record is from RefSeq and is a predicted model, not a curated record. Gene Ontology annotation, molecular function: G protein-coupled receptor activity. Gene Ontology annotation, cellular component: plasma membrane. Gene Ontology annotation, biological process: adenylate cyclase-activating G protein-coupled receptor signaling pathway. Bases 100 to 1194 code for a protein of 364 amino acids. NCBI's taxonomy places the organism in Eukaryota, Metazoa, Chordata, Mammalia, Chiroptera, Phyllostomidae.